AUGGGAAUUGAUAGAGGGACUCAGAAUGUUGUACAAUUAUCGAUUGCUUUUAUGUUAUUAUUUUUUGCAUAUAUGUCACAAGGUAAGUAACAUAAAUUAUGACGUGGCAAUUCUAAACCCAUAUUUUCAGAAUUCCUGCAAGAACCAUUAAUUGAAAGUGAAGCAAAACAUCGUGGAACAAUCGAUAUUCAUGCGGGUUACAAUAGUCUUGCAAUUUUAUAUUUUUUCUUCACAUUAGCAUGUUUUGUGGUAACUCCAAUAAUCGAUAAAUUUGGUGCAAAAUGGACAAUGGUUGUUGGAAUGAUAUCUUAUAUCACAUUUCAAAUUGGAUUUUUCCACAUCAAUACGGUUUAUUUGUAUACAAGUAGUGCUUUUCUGGGAAUUGGUGCUUCGUUUUUGUGGGUUGGACAAGGAAAAUAUUUGACGGAUAAUUGUAAUGUGAAAACUAUUGAGAGGAAUACAUCGAUGAUGUGGUGUAUUUUGAAAGUUUCUUUGUUGACUGGAGGAAUAUUUUUGUAUUUUAUGUUUCGGAAUCAAACAUUGACUGAUGUUAUUGAAAAUAAUCGAGUUAGUAGGUUUUGGAGAUUUGAAAGUUAACCUCUGCCCCUUUAAAUCAGAACUUUUUUUUAAAAUUUUUCCAGGUCAAAUAUUUUUGCAUGGUCUAUAUUAUAAUCUCGGCUCUUGCAAUGCUUAUUAUAAUAUUCCUUCGCCCUUCCGAAUACACGCCAACAAAUAAACCAACCGAAACACUUUCUGAAACCCUGAAGGCAACUUUCCAACUCCUCGCAACCCAUAAAAUGUGCCUUCUUGCUGUUAUUUUCAUUUACACCGGUUUUUCUCGCUCAUUUUGGAUUUCAAUUUAUCCAUCCUCUAUCAAAUUUACAUCAAAACUCGGGGGAAAUACAACACAAAUAAUGGCAAUUGCUUGUAUUUCGACUGGAAUUGGACAAGUUGCAGCUGGUUUAUUUAUGACAAUAAUUGGAAAAAGAGCAAAGAAAUUAGGAAAGGAUUUGAUUAUGGUUUUUGCACUUUUUAUUCAUUUGAUUGUUUUUGGAUUGAUUUAUUGUUUCUUUCCAUAUGAUGCUUCUCUUCAUCAAACUGAAAAUGUUGGAAUUUUCGAGCCGAAGUGAGUUUGAAAUUAAGUAAUUUGGAAAUGAUAUUGAUUUCCAGUAUAUAUGUUGCCAAUCUUUGUUCAUUCUUCCUGGGAGUCGGAGAUGCAAUAAUUCAAACACAAACUUUGGCAUUUUUAUGUGAUGGUUAUUCGAAUGAAUCAUCUCAAGCGUUUGCUCUUUUCAAAUUUUACAGUGUAAGUUAUUUCUAGACUUCUGAAGAGAAAUCCAACAUAUUUUUGCAGGGUGUCUCCUCAACACUUGCUUUCUUUAUUUCUCCAUAUUUCACCCUUCCAAUGCAUCUCAUUCUCUACGGUUUAUUCGCAGUUUUAUCUGCAAUUUGUGCAAUAAUUGCACAACGAGUUUAUUUUCAUAAAAUUCAACAUUUUCAUCAAGGUGAAAAACCAGAACUUGAUUGUGAGCAUAAAUUUUGAGUUUGAAAUUUUUUUGUUAUAAGUAAUAUUUAUUUUUCACAUAAAUAAAUUAGGUUUUUCUUUGACUUUCUGUACUUAGAUCACUAAAAUUGAUAGAAGUUAUUCUAAAUUCAGACUAAUUUUAAAAAAUUCACGUUUUUUCAUCAAAAAAAAAAUUCAAAAAAAAAAUUAAAGCCAACGCGACAACGUGAACUAGAAAAAUUGAGUAUAAAAAUGGGCGUCUCACAAUAAACCCUCAGUUUUUAUCGAGCAAAAAUUCGAAGUCGACUUCAAAAAUCACUUCAAUUGAAAUUUAUUCGAAAUCAUCUUUGCUGAAAUGGGCCUUAAAGAGAAAUUGAAAAACUUAGCGAAAACCGCAAAAUCGCCCGGAGGAGCAAAGAAUAAAGGAAGUGUAAAAGAAGGCAGCUUCAAAUCGGUAAGAAAAUUAGCAUUGUUAUUUUCUCUGAUAUUUCAAAAAAAAAAAUGGUUUUCAGAGAACACCAACUGCCAAAGAAGCCAAAAAUUACGAUGACAGGAUGAUGAGAAAGUACAAUCUCACAAAAGAGCAGCUCAAAAUGGCUAAGUUAGUAAACGUUUAAACAUUUGGGUGGAAAAUGCAUUAAAAAAUAAAUAGUUUGGAGGAAAAGUAGUACUGUAGUCAAAGGAACACACUUAAGAGCUUCUUGGGUCUCGCAGCUCGUGUGUUUUUUUUCAAAAAAUAAUUGGCGUGUUGGGCAGCUUGUCUAAAACGGCGUUUCCCAAAUAACCUGGAUUUUUGCAGGCAAGAAGCGCAUCAACAACGCGAAAACUGGAUCAAGUACAAAAAGGAGCAGGUGCUUGACAUAUUCGGCUCGAAAAGCAAAUAUGUCUCGAAAUCCGCCAAAUCUGAUGUGAUGCAUCCACACGCUCUGCGAAAAGUAACAACUGUGAUAAAUAAGGAGGGCAAGGAGAUUCCGAUCGAAUUUGGAAAACGACUCGAAAUCCUUCUUGAAUUACAUCGCCCAAAUCCGAAAUUCAACAUCAUCAAAUCACAAGUUUCGACGGAGAAAUCGAAAAAUGCGCAAGCUUCAAAGUUCAAACAACGCCAUAAGCUGGGAAAUCAGAAAGGUCGAAGCAAGGAUAAAAAAGAUAAAUAUAAUCAGAUGAGAAGUUCGAUUGAUGGUGGAGGAACAACUGGAACAAAUGGAGGAGUUGACACAACUGGAUCUGCUAAUAUUGAAAGUUCUAAUAAGGAAAAUAAUGGGAGUUCCAAUAAAUCAGGCAGUGAUUCAAAGAAAAAUCAGGAUGAUGAUCGUAAGAUUUUUGUUGUAUUGUUUAGUGCUGAUUUUCAAUUGUUUUAUACAUUCAGAUAUCAAUUCAACUGAUCCUUCUCGCAAAUUGUUUCCCAAAGAUUGGUAUGCUUUGUCAUCUUCGCGAAUUUUGGUCAAGAAAGGUCGAUUGAUUUUUUGGCAGGCUGAGGAGUGAGUUUUCUACCCCAAAAGGUUGACUGGAAUUUGAGGGCUGAAUUUUUGAUAUCUCAAAAUCCACCAGUUUCCACGAAGUUUUCACCAAAACAUCCUAUUUUUUCAGAGGCGACGAACAAACUCAAGAUUUCACGGAUGACGAUCAAAAAUUCUCAGUCACCACCGAUGUUGUUUUGGAAGUUUUGGAAGGAAAACGUGAAGUCAAAACAACGAAUUUGAAAGAACCCGGCGAUGGAUUUGGUGAUUUGAAACAAAUCAAUGAUGAUUAUAAAAAAUCGUCGCUUCCAAAUCCAUUGUUCGACAAUACGCUAAAAGGAACUGUCGAUUUCGAGUCGAAGAAACCGAAAGAUGCAAAAAGUGCAAUGUCGAUUCGUUCGUCGAAAAAUCAAUGGGAAAAGAAUUGUGAAGUGUUUGUUUUCAAAGGCGAAACAAUGAAACGUUUGAAGAAUACGAAAGUUGUCAGAAAAACUGAGAUUCUUGAGGAUAUUAUCCGAAAACCUGAUGAAUAA
Messenger RNA from Caenorhabditis angaria, 3494 nucleotides. NCBI's taxonomy places the organism in Eukaryota, Metazoa, Nematoda, Chromadorea, Rhabditida, Rhabditidae. The record is from the annotation of a GenBank genome assembly.